This is a messenger RNA of Gossypium arboreum, 603 nucleotides long. RefSeq lists its product as uncharacterized. The coding region runs from base 1 to 603 and encodes 200 amino acids. The transcript is spliced from 2 exons. NCBI's taxonomy places the organism in Eukaryota, Viridiplantae, Streptophyta, Magnoliopsida, Malvales, Malvaceae. The record is from RefSeq and is a predicted model, not a curated record.
AUGACAACAUUUUCUUCUUCAAAUUCAAGCGAGCAAGAUGCGGAAGAUAAUACUACAACUUUAUUCUACCAUAAGGUUGCCAUUCCCAAUUUGAAGCAUCUGACUUUGUCCUCCAUUAACAUUCAUAAGAUAUGGCACCAUCCAUCUUCCUUAUCUCUCACGCACUUGUGGAGCUUGCGGGUGGAAGGGUGUCACAAUUUGAAAUACCUGUUUCCGUCUUUCUUAGUAAAAGAUCUUGUGGAACUCAAAGUCCUUGAAAUUAAGGACUGUAAUGUGAUGGAACAAGUCCUCUUCACGGAUGGAUUGGGUGCAGAAGAUCAAUGGAGGAAUCAUACGAUUUUCUCUAAACUAGAGAGGCUGUCGCUGGAAGACCUUCCCAAACUGAAAGAUACCUGCUUUGAAAAUGAGUCUGAAUUCCCAUGCUUAAGAGGUUUAACACUAAAAAAUUGUCCUCUGCUGAAAACAUUCAUCUCUAAAUCUGUAUCUGGAGAUGAACCUCAAAUUCACCAACCUACACAAACAAAUAACUCUGUUGUUCUCAAUCAAAAGGUCAUUUCUUCUUCUUUUACUUUACCAUUCUUCUUCUUUUACUUCUUUCAUUAA